Messenger RNA from Styela clava, 516 nucleotides. RefSeq names its product large ribosomal subunit protein uL14. Gene Ontology annotation, cellular component: cytosolic large ribosomal subunit; ribosome. Gene Ontology annotation, biological process: translation. The record is from RefSeq and is a predicted model, not a curated record. NCBI's taxonomy places the organism in Eukaryota, Metazoa, Chordata, Ascidiacea, Stolidobranchia, Styelidae. Gene Ontology annotation, molecular function: structural constituent of ribosome; large ribosomal subunit rRNA binding.
AGUGCUUUGGGAGUAAAUGCUUGACUGAGUUUCAGACCUUCGAUCUCUUUAGCCCGUCAGUAUGUCGAAGAGAGGACGUGGAGGAUCAUCUGGAGGGAAGUUUCGGAUGUCCAUCGGCUUGCCCGUUGGUGCCGUAAUCAACUGUGCCGACAAUACAGGUGGCAAAAAUUUGUACAUUAUUUCGGUUUAUGGCAUCAAAGGACGCUUGAAUCGUCUACCUGCUGCAGCUGCCGGGGAUAUGGUUUUGGCAACUGUGAAAAAGGGGAAACCUGAACUUCGAAAAAAAGUUCAUCCGGCAGUUGUCAUUCGGCAGUCAAAACCAUAUAGAAGGAGAAAUGGUGUGUUUCUUUACUUCGAGGACAAUGCAGGUGUCAUAGUAAAUAAUAAAGGCGAAAUGAAAGGUUCUGCAAUAACGGGACCAGUUUCUAAAGAAUGUGCAGAUCUUUGGCCAAGAAUUGCAUCAAAUUCUGGCUCAAUUGCUUGAUUCUUUACAAUAAAUUGCAGCGAGCAAGCCAA